Diceros bicornis minor is the source of this 4857-nucleotide messenger RNA. RefSeq names its product kelch like family member 18 (gene KLHL18). Lineage: Eukaryota; Metazoa; Chordata; Mammalia; Perissodactyla; Rhinocerotidae. The record is from RefSeq and is a predicted model, not a curated record. The transcript has 12 exons. Bases 441 to 1985 code for a protein of 514 amino acids. Gene Ontology annotation, molecular function: protein binding.
ACUUCUCCGUGUCCGAGUUGCCGAGUCGCGGCUACGGCGUCAUGGAGGAGAUCCGGCGGCAGGGCAAGCUGUGCGACGUGACGCUCAAGUUGAAGCUGAGGAUGCUUAACUGCUUGCAGAAUGGCAGGCCAGAGGAGACCGUGAUGGCUCCUGUGUUCCAGUGGACCUGACCGGCUGUGUUCAGGGCCGUGAAGAGUAUGUAGUGAGAGGAUUUCUACACUUGCCUGAUCUGCCAUUUUGAUGAAACUGGGAAUCUCCUGCUUAUUCAGAUCUUGGGAAGCCCCUUCCUACCAUGCAGAAAACAUACUCUGCUGAUCCCCCUUCCUUGGAUUCCUGCAGAAGAAGGAGAGGAGAUCCCAGACCUGAGCCUUUAAAUUGGGGACCACAAAUUCAGUGCUCACCGGAUCGUCUUAGCAGCCUCAAUCCCAUACUUCCACGCUAUGUUUACAAAUGACAUGAUGGAAUGCAAGCAGGAUGAGAUUGUAAUGCAAGGAAUGGACCCAAGUGCCCUGGAGGCUCUGAUCAAUUUUGCCUACAACGGCCACCUUGCGAUUGACCAGCAAAAUGUCCAGUCAUUGCUAAUGGGGGCGAGCUUCCUGCAGCUGCAGAGCAUCAAGGACGCCUGCUGCACGUUCCUCCGAGAACGGCUUCACCCAAAAAAUUGCCUGGGUGUACGCCAGUUUGCUGAGACAAUGAUGUGUGCCGUGCUGUACGAUGCGGCCAACAGCUUCGUCCACCAGCACUUUGUGGAGGUGUCCAUGUCGGAAGAAUUCCUGGCCCUGACCUUUGAAGACGUGCUUGAGCUGGUGUCUCGGGAUGAGCUGAAUGUAAAAUCAGAGGAGCAGGUCUUUGAAGCCGCGUUGGCCUGGGUCAGAUAUGACCAGGAGCAGAGGGGGCCCUGCCUGCCUGAGCUGCUGUCCAACAUCCGCCUGCCCCUCUGCCGGCCCCAGUUCCUGUCAGACCGAGUGCAGCAGGAUGACUUGGUGCGUUGCUACCACAAAUGCAGGGACCUGGUAGACGAAGCAAAGGACUAUCACCUCAUGCCAGAGCGCCGGCCCCACCUGCCGGCCUUCAGAACUCGGCCUCGCUGCUGCACGUCCAUCGCUGGGCUUAUCUAUGCCGUGGGGGGCCUCAACUCAGCAGCAAAUUUUUAUGCAGGUGAUUCCCUGAAUGUGGUGGAAGUGUUUGACCCCAUCGCCAAUCGCUGGGAGAAGUGCCAUCCCAUGACAACAGCCCGCAGCCGCGUCGGUGUGGCUGUCGUGAACGGUCUUCUCUAUGCCAUCGGGGGGUAUGACGGCCAGCUCCGGCUGAGCACUGUAGAGGUCUACAACCCAGAGACGGACACAUGGACCAGAGUGGGGAGCAUGAAUAGCAAGAGAAGUGCCAUGGGGACUGUCGUGCUGGACGGGCAGAUCUACGUCUGUGGGGGCUAUGAUGGCAACUCUUCUCUCAACUCUGUGGAGACCUACUCACCUGAGACGGACAAGUGGACAGUGGUGACCCCGAUGAGCUCGAAUCGCAGUGCUGCUGGGGUUACAGUCUUUGAGGGCAGGAUAUAUGUGUCGGGUGGCCACGACGGUUUGCAGAUCUUCAACAGUGUGGAGCACUACAACCACCACACGGCCACCUGGCACCUGGCAGCUGGCAUGCUCAACAAGCGCUGCCGGCAUGGAGCUGCCUCCUUGGGAAGCAAGAUGUUUGUCUGUGGGGGCUACGACGGCUCUGGCUUCCUCAGCAUCGCCGAGAUGUACAGCUCUGUGGCAGACCAGUGGUCCCUGAUAGUCCCCAUGCACACACGCCGGAGUCGGGUCUCCCUGGUGGCCAGCUGUGGGCGUCUCUAUGCUGUGGGGGGCUAUGAUGGACAGUCGAACUUAAGCUCGGUGGAGAUGUAUGACCCCGAGACGGACCGCUGGACAUUUAUGGCCCCCAUGGCGUGUCAUGAGGGAGGGGUCGGCGUGGGCUGCAUCCCUCUCCUCACCAUCUAAGGCAGAGGGUGGGAUGUGGUGGGGUAGGGAUCUGGUACAAACAUAGGCACUUCCUUCCAGGGGCAGUCCCUCUCGGGAGAGGCGGUGGACCAGAAGAAGGGGUGAAAUGUGAGCUUGCCGGAGGUACAGUUUUUCCAGGUGCUUAAGUCCUUCUCACUGUGCUGCCCUUGUGACCUUCAGGCCUAGGUCAUCAAGAUGCACAGCAUAGGACAAGCCCCUCUGGGUCCUAUAGCUGGUGACACGGGACUGCUUUGCUGGUCCACACAUACACGGGCUCCAUCCAAGCCCAGCUCCCACCUGCCACAGCUCUGUGGGCCGCCGGCUUGCAGAAGGCCUUCCAUCUCACUUCUUCCUCGCCUGCUGUUCUCUAGCCAGGGGUCGGCCAGUUUGCCAUGGGGUGGCUGCAGUGGCCAAGCCUGUUGGAAACUGGGGUGUGGCUGAGAGAGGGACACGCUCCAAGUGUUCUCACUGCCUGCGGUGAUAACAGCCACAGCAAUGUGCUAGUUGCACACAAGCACCUCCUUCUUCCAUAUUAGGGCACAGAGGAUUUUUGACCUCAAUGCUGGGUAACCAGGGAGAACAGAAGCUUUCCUAUGUCUAAUUUUGGGAUUUCCAUGAGGUCUUUUUCAUCUUGUUGAGGAGUAACAGAAGAGAAAAAAAGAUACUUGAAAGAAACUGAAGGAAAUUUAAACAAACACUUGAAAGAAACUGGAAAGAAAAAUACUUUUUUUUAAGUGAACAUUUUUUGCAAGAAGAAAACAUAAACGACACUAAAGGCAAGUAUGUGUUUAAAAGGAAAAACCACCCAACGUGAAAAGGGCGGUAUCCGCUCCCACAUUCGGAUCCCAGGGUCCUAAGGCCUCGCACAGCACUUGGGGUUCCCUCUGAGCCCCAGCGUGUCUGGAAUCAGUGCAGUCUUGACUGGUCCUGUAGCAAGGUGCUCAUGGGGUUUGUCUUCACACCCACCAUCAGAGGACUUUUUUAAUUGUAGGCUUAGUGAGUUGGCAGAAUUACUGCCACUCCUCUAGGUGGGAGCUCCCAGCUUGUCACUGGAGGCUCCAGAUGCCCCUGUGGUUACCUCCCACUGCCACAUGGCACUCAUUCAGAUUCCCCAUUCCCACUUUGAUUCCUUCCUUAUUAGACCAGCAGGAAACAGCAGGUCUGGCCAGAUUCUCACUUGCCCAUCUAUCUGUCAUUCUGGGAUAGUUUUCCUCAUUGUGAAGCUUCUGGGGCACAUUGACCAUUUGUACCUCUAGAACCUAACCAGGGACUUGGUCCUUCCACCAGCCAUGGGCUGGCUUGGUCCAGUAACCUGGUCUACCCUGCCAGUCCACUACUCCUCCAUCUACUCGCCAAUUCCAGGGGUCUCGCCUCCCUCCAGCCCUUGCUAGACUGACCAGCAAGGUGGACCUUUACAUUCAAGCAAAGCUGGCUUUAUGAUAUAAAGAACUAAAGGCCGAAAGAAUCUCUUCCUGCUGCAAAGAACAGAUUUUAUAUUUCUUCCUUUGGAUCUUAGAACAUGACCUCUUGAAGAGACUUCAUGCUCCUUCUUCCUCCUCCCUGGAUGGGACCUUGAUGUAGCACAGCGGGACCCAAACAGGAGGACACUUUCUAUUACCAGUGCACUGGGCAGUGGGCUGUCCUUCAACUGCUGCUGCCAAAAUCUGGUUUUAUAAAAUUCUUCCAGUGGAGACUAAAAGAGAAUACAAUUCCUUUAAUGCAAGACUGGGUCUUAGGGUCCCAGUCUCUACCUGAUUGGUCUCUUGUCCCUUGCUGCCUGCCUGGGGUGGCCUGAAAGCCUGUUCAGAAAGGCACAACGUGGAGCCUGAGACUUCUCUCCCACCCCAGGACUGUGAGGUUUACCAGUGUGUGCAAUCACCAUGUAUCCAGAGGGAAGUACCUUUGUUACCUGCCACUUAGGAGCUGGGCCUCUGCUACACGCACUUGAAAAUGAUGUUUUUAUUUUAAAAGACUCAACAAUCUGAUACAGUUUAGCAUGGGAUCAGGGUCCAGCUCUGGCAUUUCUCACUUCCUCUUGGUUGGCCUGCAGAGGUAGAAUCGGAAGGUGGUUGGGAUCUGUGUUUCCUGUUAGAGAGAAGUCUGUCAGUACUCGUCUUAUUAUUAUAAGCCUCUUUCUUCUGCGAAUUUGAAGCAGCUCUGACGAGCCUGGAUUGUGAAAGUGUUAAGAAUCAGUCAGUGGGCCUCUCCAGGUCCUUAGGAUCCCGGCCCCCAUUUUGCUACUGGGGAUGAUAGAUCAUUUUCCGGUGGUCUACUGCUCUUGUAGUGGCCUUCCUAAGUCCACUCCCACCUCCUGGUGUAGAAGUUACACUGCUGCACCUGAGGUCAGUGUUUCCAAGUAGGAUGAAGCCAGUGCUUGGUUCGGCUCUGAGCACAAGUGAGCAAACAGCAGCAUUUUCACACUCUUCCCAGUUGGUUCCUCAGUCUAAUAAUGAAUGAAUGUUUGCAAAUGGCUGGUCUGGCCCUUGGGUGUGGGAGCCUUUCCAAUAGUACCGUGAAAGAAAGAGACAUCACCCAAGGAUACUGUGAAUGUAUAAGGAGGUAGGACAGAUAUUGUGCUCGGUGGGCCUUGGGAUCUAGCCCAGCUCUGAGCAGAGGACUGUGGCAUUCACUGUCCCUGGGCAUUUCCCCUUCUUAGAUAACACACAGAACUCUUCUGGGUUUCAUCUGAGAUCAAAGCCAGGAUGGGAGCUGAAGACCAGCCUUUUGAUUUGGCCACAGAGAUGUGACUAGGUAGAAAUUCUGCUCCUCCCCCCCAAUUUGUUGUUUCCCAGAAAAUCUUACUUCCUUUUAUUUAUAGAAUGCAUGUCUUUUGUGUUAAGAAACCAAAGAGAAAUAAAGAAUACACUCCUAA